Clunio marinus is the source of this 1722-nucleotide messenger RNA. The record is from the annotation of a GenBank genome assembly. Lineage: Eukaryota; Metazoa; Arthropoda; Insecta; Diptera; Chironomidae.
AAAUGAUUUUGCAAUGUAAAUGCUUUUGGCAUUGAAUUUAUCUCAUGUCAAUUUAUCUCAUGCCUUUUAUUUAUUAUUUUAUUACAGCAAUGGCCCAAGAAAACUUCAAAUGCCCUGACGAUUAUGGAUUCUAUCCACAUCACAUAUCAUGCGACAAAUAUUGGAAGUGUGAUAACGGCAUUGCCGAAUUGAAAACAUGCGGAAAUGGCUUAGCAUUCGACGCCACCGAUUCAAAAUAUCUGUCGGAGAAUUGCGAUUAUCAUCAUAAUGUCGAGUGCGGCGACCGCACCCAAUUUGAACCAGCAAUUUCAACUGCUCACUGUCCCCGUUUGUACGGCAUCUUUGCUGAUGAAGCUAAAUGCGAUGUUUUCUGGAACUGUUGGAACGGUGAAGCUUCAAGAUAUCAAUGUUCACCUGGAUUAGCUUACGAUCGUGAAGCUCGUGUCUGUAUGUGGGCUGAUCAAGUGCCAGAAUGCAAAAAUGAAGAGGUUGCAAAUGGAUUCGCAUGCCCUGCUGCUGGAGAAAUCACAAAUGCCGGAUCAUUCUCAAGACACGCUCAUCCAGAAGAUUGCAGAAAAUACUACAUUUGCCUUGAAGGUGUUGCCCGUGAAUACGGAUGUCCAAUCGGAACCGUCUUCAAGAUUGGUGAUGCUGAUGGUUCAGGAAACUGUGAAGAUCCAGAAGAUGUUCCCGGAUGCGAAGACUAUUAUGGAGACCUCGACUUGAAAAGCAUCAGAAAGAGUGAACUCUUGGCCGGCUUGGCAAAUGCUGACAGCCGUGGUAAUGCCGCUAUCGCGAAAACCAAAAAGAAGAACGAAUAAAUCUCAUGAAGAAAUCUUUAUUAGCGUCUAGAUUCUUUAACAAUUCAUACUUUUCCCUCUCGACAAUAAAUUUCAUACUUUAUCGGAAUCAUGAAGAAAAGAAAAAAAUUCAUUUUUAUUAUAAAUUUAUACAACAAUUUUUGAUUAGGUACUCGAACAGAUCUGUAAAUUAUUUUUCCCAUUUUAAUGAGAAUAUCCACCUUCUAUCUAUUCUUUCACUCUAUCUCUCUCUCCCAUACCUCCCCCACUUAUUUACUUACUUAGAACCAUUUAUAAUUUUAAUUAGAUUUUAAUUUUUUGUCUUUAAAUGUGCGCGAAAAAGCCUUAAUGUUAAUUAAAAUCUCUUCUUUUACUCCGAAAAAACCCCUCACCUCUCCCACCCACUCUUUUUUUUCAUCCCGCCCCAUUAAAUAGACUGUUAAAAUAAUUCGCCUUAAAGCAUUAAGCAAAUCGUUCGUUGUACGUUUUCACUCUUUGUGAGAAAUAUUUUUCGAAAUAAAACAAAAAACGAGUUGAAAUUUCUGUUUUUUCUACUGUUGAGUGAAAAUUAAAUGAAAAGACAAAAGAAAUGAAAAUUUUUUAAAUCCACAUGAAGCUUUUAUACACUUCUUCAAUAAUCUUUAUUUGUUAAGUCGAGCGUUCUAAGCGACAAAAAACAUUUUUUUUUCAUAUUUCCAUCAACAAAGAACAUUUUUAUAAAACCAUUUUCAACAUCGCUUUUUUGUAAUGUUUUUUCAAAAGCGACAUUUAACCCGAAAAAGAAAACAGAGAUAGAAAAGAAAAAUCACAAAUUGUAAAAAAGACUAAAAAAUUAAAUAAAAGUAGGAAAAAAACUAUAAAACAAAUUAAAUCUUCUGACUUUCAUAAACUUUUCUCUUCGUAUUUGAAACGGAACAAAGCC